GGACUACGUGGGGAAAGGCUCCAGGCCAUCAAGGGGGCGGGGCCUCCCUGGAGGCCAGUGCGCGGCUGCGGAGCUAGACUCGCGCGUCGCUCCGCCCCCAGGGAGACCCGGCGCCACCAUGGAGGAGUUCCACCGCCACUGCGACGAGGUUGGUUUCAAUGCUGAAGAAGCCCACAAUAUUGUCAAAGAGUGUGUAGAUGGGGUCUUAGGUGGUGAAGAUUAUAACCACAACAACAUCAACCAAUGGACUGCAAGCAUAGUGGAACAAUCUUUAACACAUUUGGUUAAGCUGGGAAAAGCUUACAAAUACAUUGUGACCUGUGCAGUGGUCCAGAAGAGUGCAUAUGGCUUUCACACAGCCAGCUCAUGUUUUUGGGAUACUACAUCUGAUGGAACCUGUACCGUCAGAUGGGAGAACCGGACCAUGAACUGUAUUGUCAAUGUUUUUGCCAUUUCAAUUGUUCUGUAACUGACUAAAAAUGUUGGGCUAAAGCCAUUAAGUUAA
Molecule: messenger RNA, 505 nt
Organism: Nycticebus coucang (slow loris)
Lineage: Eukaryota; Metazoa; Chordata; Mammalia; Primates; Lorisidae
Gene: DYNLT3
Product: dynein light chain Tctex-type 3
Exons: 5
Coding region: 119-469 (116 amino acids)
Biological process (GO): microtubule-based movement
Cellular component (GO): cytoplasm; cytoplasmic dynein complex; kinetochore
Molecular function (GO): dynein intermediate chain binding
Source: RefSeq, a predicted model, not a curated record